This is a messenger RNA of Thunnus maccoyii (southern bluefin tuna), 1361 nucleotides long. RefSeq names its product phosphatidylinositol glycan anchor biosynthesis, class H (gene pigh). Bases 282 to 827 code for a protein of 181 amino acids. The record is from RefSeq and is a predicted model, not a curated record. Gene Ontology annotation, cellular component: glycosylphosphatidylinositol-N-acetylglucosaminyltransferase (GPI-GnT) complex. The transcript is spliced from 4 exons. NCBI's taxonomy places the organism in Eukaryota, Metazoa, Chordata, Actinopteri, Scombriformes, Scombridae. Gene Ontology annotation, biological process: GPI anchor biosynthetic process.
AUCACUUCGGUUGUAUUUAUUCCGGGUAUUCACUAGUGAUGUUGUUUCUUUUCUUAUUUUCUAUUUAAUUGCAGUAAUUUAGCAUUGUAUGCAUGCAGUCAUGUUUUCCUAAUUCGCGUCGCAAAGAAAGCACAACUUUAUAUCCUCAUACGCCGCUGACCUUGCCUGUUCACGGAUAGCUAACGUUAGCUCAUUGCUAACCUAGCAACAGUGUUAGGUCGGAGAGUUCAAUCAAUGCUCGCCUUUCUACUUUACUCUCCGCGUUUGUAUUGUGUGCGUGUAUGAUGGAGGACGAAACCUUCACCGACAUCAGUGGCAAAGCCAUAUCUCUGGACUGUCAGAGUCACUCCAGCUUUUGCAGGGAGUUUACUGUCAGCUCCCCCAAAGUGUCCAUCGGCAAAGUGAUGGCGUACACCUGCUCUGUGUGGCUUUUCGCAUACGCCGUGUUCUUCUUCACACAGAACACUGCUGUUCUGUCCAGCGCUAUACUCAUCACCUUGGUCGGCAUGAUGCUUCACAUCCACUUUGUGAAGGUGGACCACGAGUCCCUGCUGGUCAUUGGCUCCUUAGGCAUUCAGGUGUCCUCCAGCUACGCCUCAGGACGUGAGACGACCAGUUUCAUUGAGAUGAGCAAGAUCAAGGACAUUGUCAUCAAUGAAGCUAUUUACAUGCAUCAGAUCAUCUACUACCUUUGUGUACUGUUGAAGGACUCUUCAGACCCUAAUGCAGUGUCAAGUGUGGUGCCAUUGUUUCAGAGUUCGAAGCCGAGGCUGAACUGCUUGGUUAAGGUUUACAAAAGCUGUCAGGAGAUUCUUUCAAAGUGCUGACGUCAUACACUGAACAAUGUUUCUGGUCAUGCAACAUGUCUUCAAUAUUUUCUUGCAAAAGGGGAGGGGGGGUAUUUUGGUACAUCUGUACUGUGAUUUGAUGCAUUGUGUAUUUUUCAUGGUAAUUUUCUAUUUCUCCUUUUCUCACCUGUAUGUUGAAACACACACAAGAUGAGAAUGUAAUCUGUUAGAUACCAAAGAAAGUGUUACCACAUUUUAGAAAGAAAAAUAUUAGUUUUAUAAUGACUUUAUGAUGUACUUUGUUGUAUAGUUACUUGAAUAAUAUAUGAAAAAUAGCUCUAGUCUUAGAUCACCUGUUUAAACCUUAACAGCCUGACCUUGUAACUGACACUGUAUUAAAUGAUAGACCAUAUUUAAGAUUUUUGCUUUCUAACUUAUUUAUGAAUUUAGUUUUCAAGUGACUUAUUAUGCCAAUUUCUGUAUUCUGUCCGAAUCUGUAUUCUGUAUCCACACUAUUUUUGGAUGAAAACCAUUUUUUUUGUUACAAAAUAUUAAAAAGUCUUGAUUACUGUU